Molecule: messenger RNA, 1335 nt
Organism: Coregonus clupeaformis (lake whitefish)
Lineage: Eukaryota; Metazoa; Chordata; Actinopteri; Salmoniformes; Salmonidae
Product: ferritin, middle subunit
Exons: 1
Coding region: 120-647 (175 amino acids)
Biological process (GO): iron ion transport; intracellular iron ion homeostasis
Cellular component (GO): cytoplasm
Molecular function (GO): ferric iron binding; ferrous iron binding
Source: RefSeq, a predicted model, not a curated record
UGCAUGGGUAUCUUUAUCUUUACAACAAGCCUGUAAACUGUGUCAAAAAUAGUGGUGAGGAGAUUGAUUACCUGUAUUGUUGCCUAUAAACCUUAUCUAACAGACCUGCUUGUUUGAACAUGGGACAGUUGCAAAGAAACCCCACCAGUGAAAUUACCCUCUGUGUAAAUCGGAUGAUCAACAUGGAGAUGUUUGCCUCUUACACCUACACUUCAAUGGCUUUCUAUUUCUCCCGUGACGAUGUGGCUCUGCCUGGCUUCUCUAAUUUCUUCAAGGAGAACUGCUACGAGGAGCGCGAGCACGCCGAAAAGCUGCUCUCCUUCCAGAACAAAAGAGGUGGACGCAUUUUCCUCCAGGACAUCAAGAAGCCAGAUCGUGAUGAGUGGGGCAAUGGGCUUGAGGCCAUGCAGUGUGCUCUGCAGCUGGAGAAGAAUGUGAACCAGGCCCUGCUGGACCUGCACAAGAUUGCCUCCGACAAGGUCGACCCUCAUCUGUGUGACUUCCUGCAGUCCCACUACCUGAAUGAGCAGGUGGAGGCCAUUAAGAAGCUGGGCAACCACGUCACCAACCUCACUAAAAUGGAUGCUGUCAACAACAAGAAGGCAGAGUACCUGUUUGACAAGCACACCCUGAGAGGCCAGAGCUAAACCACGUCCAGGCUACAGCCUCCAGCCUCAGACAAGGACUCCUGGCUUUUCUGCUCUAUUCUGCUGCCUUUGCAUCUGUAAAAAACAUGUAUGCAUUCACUAACUGUAAGUCGCUCUGGAUAAGUGUCUGCUAAAUGACUAAAAUGUAAAGGUACUGUAUGUCAGAUUACCAGUAAAUCUUGUUGUAUAAUUACUGUUUUUUUAACCAGUAGAGCACAGAUGCCACCCCACAUUGUCAACAACAAUCAACUGUGCUAAAGUACUGUGGGCUUAGAUAGCCUUUUCUCAGGAUACAGUUUAAUUACAAGAUUAAUAUUCACUCUCUGCGACCUGUUGCCCUUAGAUUGGUCUACAACACUAGACAAGGAGAAAAUGGUAGGCUUUAUCAAUUGCCUUGCACUCUUGCUUACAUAUGGUCUUUACUGCUUUAAGUGUCCUUUUGGUUUUUCAUGUGUUCUGUGCAGUUCAUACAUUUGUCAUUUCAGGUUAAUCAAUUGUUUUCUGUUUAUUUUAUUUGGGCUAUUUGAUACAAAAGGUAUGUCUGUUUGAGAAAGACGCCAUUUAUUUUAACAAGACUGAUCACUUCAGGAAAUAACUACUGGGAACAAAAGGGAGUAAAGCCUUGCAAUGGUUUAUGGAUUACAUUACAAAUGUGUAACCUUGCAUUAAAGCAUCAUGAACAUUUCAA